Messenger RNA from Lucilia cuprina (Australian sheep blowfly), 635 nucleotides. RefSeq lists its product as uncharacterized. The transcript has 3 exons. The record is from RefSeq and is a predicted model, not a curated record. Bases 55 to 627 code for a protein of 190 amino acids. Lineage: Eukaryota; Metazoa; Arthropoda; Insecta; Diptera; Calliphoridae.
UAUUUGUAAAUUUGUUAUCAAAUUCUCUUAACUGACGAUGACAAGAAAACCUAAAUGUGGUCAAGGCAAAAGAUUACAAUACUAUUAAUUAUUACAACUGUAUUAAUUAGGAGUAAUAAUGGCGCCAAGCAAAAAUCGCCCAAAGUUGUUUACUAUAUAUCCACUAAAGUUGACUUUAAUCCAGAAUAUUUGCAAGAUCAUUAUUUUACAAUAGCUGCAGAUCGCCAGACGGCAGACAUUGUGCUAAAUAUAGCCAAAACUUUUGUUUACGAUCCUUGGGCUGGGAUAACGAUAACAUUUCAAAAUCUUAAAACUAAACUUAGUCGUGUAUUGUUUCAAUACGAUAUCAAUGUUUGCGCGAUAUUGGGUAAACAAGGUUCACAACUGAAUAGCUUUGUAUCGGGUUGGAUUAAUAACUUUUGGAAAUAUGGUGAUCUACCUAGAAGUUGUCCUAUAAAGAAGUAUUUUCAGGGUAAUUAUACCUGGAACAAUUUACGAGCUGAAAAGUUAAAUAUACCAAAUUUUAUAUCGAAUGGCCAUUAUCUUAUUAAUAUAAACACCUAUUUUCGAUAUGGUGGCAGCAUAGAUUCAAUUGCUAAUUUAACUAUUGUGGUGGAAUUGAAAUAAACUUUGGU